Verticillium alfalfae VaMs.102 is the source of this 780-nucleotide messenger RNA. RefSeq lists its product with no specific name. Bases 1 to 780 code for a protein of 259 amino acids. Gene Ontology annotation, molecular function: DNA binding; protein dimerization activity. Lineage: Eukaryota; Fungi; Ascomycota; Sordariomycetes; Glomerellales; Plectosphaerellaceae. The record is from RefSeq and is a predicted model, not a curated record. The transcript has a single exon.
AUGACGCGCGGGAAGAGCAACAAAGACUUUCGCAAAGGGUUCGAAAACCGAAAGACCGGCAUCUUCAAGAAGUCGGACACGUUCUACCGCUACUACAAAGCCAGAGUGGCGGUGCUGGUCAUCGGCCACGAUGGCCACCUCGAGGCCUACGAGUCUCAGCAUGGUCUGAUCCGAAGCUUGACGGCGUCUCCUAUCCCACAAGAGACCAUCUUGGGGCCCGACAACUUUGAGACGGUCGCAGCCAGGCACGCCAUAACGCCAGCACCUAGCAGCCCGCCUGCGGCGGCCGCUUCGGCCGACUUGACAGGUUCGACUGACGCGGGCGACGCAGCCAACGCGGCUGACUUGGUCGUCAAUGCAGUCGGAUCUCCCCCGUCGUCCUACUUUACCUGUCUCUCGGGCAGCUCGAGCGACGGCGCGGAGUCCUAUUCGAGCCUGGACGGAGAGCUGUCGGUGUCGCCUCAGGCGCCACUGGCCACCAUGUCGGCAAGCAGCUCGUCGUCCAGUGGCCCCUUGUCGAGUGGUAGCAGCGGGAAGGACACAGAUGAGACUGCUCCCAUGUUCAACGAAUAUGACUUCGUCAACAUGGGAGACACAGUGUUCCCAUCUAUGUUUCUGGAAGGCGACAUGGUAGGCACGACACGUCGGCAGCAGACUGAGAUCUUCCCUGCCAUGGGCAUGUCUUACGCUAAAGCCGCCGAUACGGCACCACACGGGACCGAGUCAUCACGUCGGAAACAAGCCCUGCUUUCGUUGGCGAACCGCUGUUUCCAGGUGUAA